UUUUUCUUUAUUUUUCUUAUUUUCUCUCUCUCUCGCUCUUCUUCAUAUUAAACCAUGUUUCGUUCAUUAUCUUUUAUAGUUUCUACUUUACUUACCCUAUCUACAUUUACAUAUGCUAUGCCAAGGAUGCUUUUUCCUGAUGCCCCAGUAGUAGAUAAUAUAGAUCAGUGUCGUGGUAAUGGAUGGGAAAAUGAUGUUUUGACAAGAUUUACUGGUAUUUUUUUUGGUGAUUUUUAUACAGGAAAUGCAAAGUCUAUUUCAGGAUCACUUGCUGUUCAAGGAAGUUUCCAUGCUCCUAAUUAUGUCAUAAAUGCAAACCAUGGAGCAGAUUGUAGUAAUUUAAAUUCAUUUAAUUCAUAUGGCUUAGUUGUUGGCAGCUUGGUAGAUACGUUCAAUACACGUGUCCAUGGUUCUGCUUAUAUAGCUGGUGGUGGAAAUAUAGAAGAAAUCUUACAAUUAGAUGAUGGGUGCAUCGUCACAGGUCAACAGGGAACUGGUUUCUUUAAUUUCACUACUGUAAAUGAAUUGCUCAUAGAUUCCAACAGAAGAUUUGCCGAUUUUCAACCUACUCUUAUUUUGGAUGAAAGUGGUGGACUAUUAACGUUGAGUGGGAGUGAGCUACUCAAUUAUGAAGUCGUUACCUUCCACUCUUGUAACGGCUUUACAUGCAGUCAAUAUUUUAGUCUUGAAUCAGAUGCCUCUGCCAUUCUUUUUGGUGAUACUUUUUGGAAUGGUGUUCUGGAAACAGAAAUCAAUCCUGAUAAAACUUAUAUUUUGAAUAUUCCAGUUUUAAAUGGUGAUAUUGUUAUACUGGAUGGAUUCAACACGAUUCGUGGAUUCAAUCCUUGUAAAAUUAUCUUGAACCUCUAUCCUGUAGAUGAGAAUGGCCGUUAUUUAUCAACUGGCGAGUUUACUCUCCUUCGCAGAACAGCUUAUCAAUUAAGUGGCUUUAUUUUAGCUCCUAGAGGACAUAUUGUUGAUGGAUCUGUUGGAAGCUUUUCAGGAUCUAUUAUAGGCUUAGAUUAUACUUGGGAAAACAUAAAUGUAGGUGUUGAUAUUCAAGAUUAUCAUUCCUCUGGCGGUAUGUGUGAUCAAUAUAUGGGUUGUAUACCUACUCAUCAAGACUCUACACCUUUGACUCCUAUUCGUGCUCUCAAUCCAAAUACUACCACAGUAGCUCGUACUGCUACUUGGUCAACUACUUAUUUAAGCCAUGAUAUGAAUACAAAUCCUGUUCUUACCUAUAAUGCUAUGGCUACUAAUACUAACAGACAUAAUACCCCCUCUUCCCCAACUCAUGUUAUAUCAAGAAAAAAAGGAAGAAAAGAUUCAGAUAAAUAUUUAAAGAAGCAUGCUGGUCAUCGUCAUGGUCCUAAUGACGAGUGUUACGAAGAUAGUGAUGAUGAGGACAACGACGACGACGACGAUGAAGAAGAAGAUGAUGAUUAAAAAUACAAUAAUGUCAAGAAAACUAUUAAAGAACAUUAUAUUAUAGCCCUAGAGAUUUUUUUUUUUUUAUAUA
Messenger RNA from Cokeromyces recurvatus, 1522 nucleotides. RefSeq lists its product as uncharacterized. Lineage: Eukaryota; Fungi; Mucoromycota; Mucoromycetes; Mucorales; Mucoraceae. The transcript is spliced from 4 exons. The coding region runs from base 55 to 1449 and encodes 464 amino acids. The record is from RefSeq and is a predicted model, not a curated record.